AUGCCAGUUGCUACGGAAAGAAGGGCCUCUAUGGAUGAUUUCGACACCGAUAUCAUCACUUUGCCAAGGUUUAUCGUUGAGAAUCAAAAAACUGUCAAGACCGCUCGUGGUGAUUUCUCCCUAGUGCUAAAUGCUCUGGGAUUUGCAUUCAAAUUCAUUUCACAAACUAUCAGACGUGCAGAACUGGUUAACUUGAUCGGCCUAGCAGGUGCUUCCAACUCUACUGGUGAUGAACAAAAAAAAUUGGAUGUCCUGGGUGAUGAAAUCUUUAUCAAUGCCAUGAAAGGUUGCGGUUUCAUCAAACUGUUGGUUUCCGAGGAACAAGAAGACCUAAUAGUGUUUCCAACAGAGACAGGUACAUAUGCUAUCUGCUGUGAUCCUAUCGAUGGCUCUUCCAAUUUGGACGCAGGUGUCUCCGUAGGUACUAUUGUCUCGAUUUUUAAACUGCUGCCGGGAUCCACAGGAAGUAUCAAGGAUGUUCUAAGGUCAGGCCAUGACAUGGUCGCAGCAUGUUAUGCCAUGUACGGUGCUUCAACUCACUUGAUGUUAACUAUGGGUAACGGUGUCGACGGAUUCACAUUGGACACUAAUUUGGGUGAAUUUAUCCUAACUCAGCCAAACUUGAGAAUCCCUCAACUAAGACCAAUUUACUCCGUGAAUGAAGGUAAUAGAUUGUAUUGGGAUGAAUUGAUAGUCUCUUUUAUUGACUCAUUGAAAGAGGGUCAAGAAUCUAAUAAGGGUAAACCAUACUCUCUGCGUUAUAUCGGUGCUAUGGUCGCAGAUGUCCACAGAACAUUCCUAUACGGUGGUUUGUUCAGUUAUCCAGGAGACAGAUUGAAACCAGAUGGAAAAUUAAGAUUGUUAUACGAAGCUUUCCCAAUGGCAUUCCUAGUCGAACAAGCCGGUGGUAAAGCAGUUAAUGACCAGGGCGAACGUAUCUUGGAUCUGGUUCCAAAGCACAUUCACGACAAAUCCUCCAUCUGGUUGGGCUCAUCGGGUGAAAUCGACAAAUUCUUGAAACAUAUCGGGAAGGAAUGA
Nakaseomyces glabratus is the source of this 1038-nucleotide messenger RNA. RefSeq names its product fructose 1,6-bisphosphate 1-phosphatase (gene FBP1). Gene Ontology annotation, molecular function: fructose 1,6-bisphosphate 1-phosphatase activity. Lineage: Eukaryota; Fungi; Ascomycota; Saccharomycetes; Saccharomycetales; Saccharomycetaceae. The record is from RefSeq and is a predicted model, not a curated record. Gene Ontology annotation, cellular component: cytoplasm; cytosol. Gene Ontology annotation, biological process: fructose 6-phosphate metabolic process; fructose metabolic process; gluconeogenesis.